AUGGCUGAUCGCGCCUCUUUCCUGGACCCUACGUCCGCCGUGGCGGCCAUAACAAAACACAAAGCCGAAGCAAUAAAACUAGCGCGCGAACAAGGAACAGCAGUCCAAGAAAUGUGCCGGCGAGCGAAAACAGAAAACCCACCCUACGAAUUCGAAGAACUAAUCGGCAAAGGAGCAUACGGGCGAGUUUAUAAGGGUCGCCAGCUUCCCUCUAAGAAAGUUGUUGCUGUGAAGGUGAUGGAUGUUGAUUCGUUGGAUUAUAAGACGGUUCGAGAUUUCAGGGACGAGUCGAUCAAGGACUUUAUUCACGAGACGAGGGUUAUGAAACAGGUGAAGGAUUCCGGGGCGAGGAAUAUCAAUGAGUUGAUCGAGGCGGUUUCGAUCCAUUCGCAGUUAUGGCUGGUUUGUGAGUAUUGUCCAGGUGGGAGUGUGAGAACUUUGAUGAGAGCUACUGGCGAUAGACUCGACGAGAAGUUCAUCAUCCCCGUGGCACGUGAAUUAGCUAUUGGUCUUCGCGCUAUUCACGAUGCAGGAAUCAUCCAUCGUGAUAUUAAAGCUGCCAACAUUCUAAUUCACGAAGAGGGUCGUCUACAAAUCUGCGAUUUUGGUGUUGCUGGAAUCCUUCAGUCGCAAGUGGACAAGCGGUCUACAUGGAUAGGCACGCCUCACUGGAUGCCUCCGGAGAUGUUCUCAGCCAAGGCCGAAGCCCAUCGAUAUGGCAGUGAGAUCGAUGUCUGGGCAUAUGGUUGUACACUCUUCGAAUUCGCAACUGGCAACCCGCCAAACUCGAACCUCCGAGAACGCAUGCAAAUAGGACGUCAACUCAACCGGACAAAGCCAAGGCUCGAUAAAGAGGAAUACAGUGAAGAACUUAAGGACCUUAUCAACUACGCGCUGGACUCGGAUCCGAGAACACGGCCUACUAUGGCGGAUACCUUGACGCACCCAUUUAUCACGGAUACCGAGGAAUCUCAUCCUACAUCGUCUCUGAGUGAGCUUGUGCGUGUUUAUUACCAGUGGUCACAGCGUGGUGGUCAAAGGAUUUCACUUUUCCAUCCGGGCGGUGCGGCUGCUGCAGAGAUCCCGGACGUGGAUGAUACUUUUGCAGAGGAUUGGAAUUUCAGUACGACGGAUGGCUUUGAGCGACGGUUUUCAGUCAUUGAUCUUGAUGAACUGGCUGCAUCGCUCGCAGAGAUCGAAGAUCAAAUUAGCCCGACCACAGUACAGCCAAAGAAAGACAGUCUCGAUGAACCGCGUGAUACAGACCUGUCUGGGGACGACAAGGCCAAUUUUGAUGAGCGUGUCCGUCGAGGCGCUACAGCCAUGGAAGGUCUUUUUGACAACGAGAAACCUACUUACACAUACGAAACGAAGAACGACUUCGUCCCUGUCGAGCAAAGACGACCGCCCUCAGACCUUCCACUGCGUACAGACACUGAUCGCUCGUCUGUGAUGUCCACAUUCAUCGACAUCGACAUUGGAUCCUUCGAUUCCUCGCAUUAUGCCGCAGCUGCAGCAACCGCACAACCCAUCCAACUCGCCGAUGCAGACACAAUCAAAGCCUACCGCCAACAACGCACAUCAAGCGGCACCAGCUCCCGGUCGUCAAGCAGCAGACGCGAUUCCGAAGAGAUGACAUUCCAGCCCCAAACCGGACCCCGCCCACCAACAAUGGACUGGAAAUUUCCCGUCUUCAUGAAAGCUCCAGAGGAAGAAGCAGAAUCAAAACUAGAAGGAGAAGGACAAGGGGAAACAACCCCCGAGGCCAAACCAGCCGAGCCAUCAAAUCCAUCCGACAAACGAGCAACAAUGGAAUGGACAUUCCCCUCAAUGGCCGCACAACCGGCAGCCGACGGCCCCAGUCUGGACCCCGGCCGCUUCGAAACCCUCAAAGCACCUCUUGUCGACAUGGGCACCGAACCAUCUGAGACUAUCAGACCAAUUAGUAUUGGGGAACCAGGAGACUCGCGCCCGUCUACAUCCGGCUCGCAAGGGUCUGUUUUUAGCUUCGCACCGAGCUCCGAGGCAGAUUACGAUCCCUUCCGUCUCGACAGGCCCACCUCACCAACUUCCCAAUACCCGCACCAACAAUACCACCAUGGACCAUCUGGCUUCGACACCACUGACUUCCCCGAGAUAAUCGACGCAGACGCAGCCUCUUACGACCGCCCCUCAUCUGUCAUCGAAGAGGGUCCCGGUCCCGAUGACCACAACCGUCCAUCUUCAGUAAUAGAAGAGGGUCCCGGCCCUGACGACUACAACCGUCCAUCCUCGGUCAUAGAAGAAGGCCCUGGUCCAGAUGACCGCCCCUCCUCCAUAAUCGAAGAAGGACCCGGCCCUGAUGACCAUGACGAACCAAACCGCGCCUCCUCAAUCAUCGACCUCGAUGGCCCUGGCCCAGACGAAGAAGAUGAAACCGAAACCGAAACAAUAACAACAACCUGGGGCUCCCGCACAAUCGGCCCCCCCUCACGCACCUCAUUCCACAGCCGCACACACCGCACGUCAAAUCCCACCUCAGACCCCUUCUCCGAACCCUUCCCAACAGCAAUACCAUCACGCGAAUACCCAGACCAUGCUCCUGACUCACCACUCGCAGAUGCACUACCCACAGCUACACUGCGACGUCGUCAUGCUGGUAGCGGGGGUGUGGAUGGAGUGCAGUUUCCGGAUCUUGUGCCGCCGAGUGUGGAAAGUUUGGCACAGGGGGCUGAGGAGGGUGUGCUUAUGGGGGAGUUGGAUCGGUUACUUGGGGAUUUUUUGGAUGCGUUGUCUGCAACAGGGGAGGCGUUGGGGAAGACGAGGCCUGGUUCUGGUGGUGGGCGUGGGUUGGAGACGGUGGAGGUUGGUGUCGGUGGAGGAGGUGGUGGAGGGUCUGAAGGGGAAUGA
Molecule: messenger RNA, 2889 nt
Organism: Aspergillus ruber CBS 135680
Lineage: Eukaryota; Fungi; Ascomycota; Eurotiomycetes; Eurotiales; Aspergillaceae
Product: putative serine/threonine protein kinase
Exons: 2
Coding region: 1-2889 (962 amino acids)
Biological process (GO): protein phosphorylation
Molecular function (GO): protein kinase activity; ATP binding
Source: RefSeq, a predicted model, not a curated record